UAUAAUUUGUAAGGGAACUAAUCCAAACAAGGCAAUUGAAAUUGUUUCUAGAUAUUCAAAGUAAAUAUAAUUAGUUACACUGAAUCAAGUCAUUUUUGGGUUUAAGGUAACUUUCAUUUGGGUUCGUACGUUUUUCAUUAUAUUAAUGUUAAUAGAUACGGGGAUAUCUCUUUCAAUAAUUUUGUUCCCUAUUUCAUUUGCAGGAAGAAAUUAUCAGUAUAACGGAAAUAGGGAACAAAAUCAGGACGUACAUAAAACAAAAUGAUUACCCUUCCAUGAUUGACGAUCACUAAAGGGGAAACAAAUUAAUCUCUAAUCACUUCAUCAUAAGCAAAUGUACCUCAAACCAUGUAUUAUAUGCUAUAUAAGAAGAUAAAAGAGGUCCCCAAGUUCUGGCACAAGAAGAACCUAGCAAGAAAAAAACCAACAAGAAGAAAAGAGCCAUUAUGAGUUUGGUAUAUUCAUUCCUAGGGUUUAGGGUUUUCUUGUGUUUGUGCUUGUUGGUAUGGGUAACGAAAGGCCAAAAUGUCAACCUCUUUCGUCAAACCGAACAACUUGGUCGGCGCAAGAUUUUCAAUGUGAUGGAUUAUGGAGCUGUUGAAGGUGGAAUAACUGAUAACAGCCAGGCAUUUUUGAAAGCAUGGAAUGAUGCCUGUAAAUGGACCGGAAGGGCAAGGGUUUUGGUUCCCAGAGGAAUAUUCAAGUUAUUCCCAGUUGUAUUCUCAGGUCCAUGCAAUGGUCCGAUUGCCUUUUUGAUCAUGGGGACUUUAAGAGCCUCUACUGAUCCAUCAACAUUUAAUUCUGAAAAUUGGAUAAACUUCCGAUACUUGGAGCAGUUAACCGUAGCCGGAGGCGGUACCUUGGACGGCCAAGGAUCCUAUGUUUGGCCUCUUAACAACUGCAACAAUCGUCCAUGCAAGACACUCCCCAUCUCUUUGAGUUUUGACUUCGUCACAAAUGCAAGCGUCGCUCACUUGAGAUCAUACAACAGCAAAAAUGCCCAUAUCAAGGUUUAUGGAUGCAACAAAAUGGACUUCACCAAACUUAGAUUGUCAGCUCCAGGUGAUAGCCCAAACACCGAUGGCAUAAAAAUCGGAAACUCCUACCGCAUCAGAAUCUCACGCUCGGUUAUUGGGACCGGCGAUGACUGCAUUGCGAUAUUGUCAGGAAGUAGGGAAAUCCACAUUUCUAAAAUUUUUUGCGGUCCUGGGCAUGGAAUCAGCAUUGGAAGUCUCGGAGGGUAUGAUAAUGAAUACGAUGUGGAAGGAGUAUAUGUGAAAGAUAGCGGUUUAAAGGGGACUACCAAUGGUCUAAGAAUCAAAACAUGGGCUUAUUCUCAUCCCUUGAAGGUUUCAAAGAUUAGAUACGAAAACAUUGUGAUGACUGAUGUCACGAAUCCAAUUAUUAUCGAUCAAAAUUAUUGCCCCAGCCCUCCCUGCAAUCAACAGGUUACUUCGAAUGUGCAAAUUAGUGAUGUGACAUAUAAUAACAUAUGGGGAAGUUCUUCUUCCAAAGAAGCAGUAAUUCUGAAAUGCAGCAAAACCAGCCCAUGCAAGAACAUGGUGAUGAGCAAUAUCAAGUUAUCCCUCAAUGGUCCUGGAGGUAUUGCGAGUUCUUCCUGCGAAAAUGCCAUUGGCGUCUCUUACGGCACACAAAACCCUCCUUCUUGCAUAAAAGUCUAGAUUUAUAUAUGCAGCAUAUGCUUUUGACUUCAAGCAGUCUUUGGACAUA
Molecule: messenger RNA, 1731 nt
Organism: Rosa rugosa (rugosa rose)
Lineage: Eukaryota; Viridiplantae; Streptophyta; Magnoliopsida; Rosales; Rosaceae
Product: exopolygalacturonase-like
Exons: 4
Coding region: 447-1682 (411 amino acids)
Biological process (GO): carbohydrate metabolic process
Molecular function (GO): polygalacturonase activity
Source: RefSeq, a predicted model, not a curated record